Phyllopteryx taeniolatus (common seadragon) is the source of this 2804-nucleotide messenger RNA. Its product is annotated as cyclic nucleotide-gated cation channel-like. Gene Ontology annotation, biological process: monoatomic cation transmembrane transport. Gene Ontology annotation, cellular component: plasma membrane; intracellular cyclic nucleotide activated cation channel complex. The coding region runs from base 341 to 2377 and encodes 678 amino acids. Gene Ontology annotation, molecular function: intracellularly cGMP-activated cation channel activity; intracellularly cAMP-activated cation channel activity; cGMP binding. Lineage: Eukaryota; Metazoa; Chordata; Actinopteri; Syngnathiformes; Syngnathidae. The record is from RefSeq and is a predicted model, not a curated record. The transcript is spliced from 11 exons.
CGUUUUCAAAUCAAAUCGCUUUGAGGCGAAGGAGUUCGAAAACAGAAGGCUUGGUCUACGUGCGCAGAGUCGCACGUCUUUUGGCGAUCAGGAGACAGAGACACACUUGUGGUUCAGGGGCCACUUCAAACGAGGCCCUCGAAUACAGAUGAGUCAAAACCAACACAUGCACAUACGCGCUAUUUGCAUUUUAAACAAUUCUUUUGUCAAUGCUCGAGUGUCAUGUGAUCAUCCAGGAGAUGUUCCACUUGUCGUUGUGGUCUUCGCGGUCAGGACUGCUGAAUCCACACACAUCAUCGCUAAUGGAUGAAGAUUUUGCAAUAUAAGGAAAUUUACCAGUAUGCCACGUCCAGUGCACGAGUCACACGGGUUAUCUGUAAAAACGUGGGCAGAGGAGGAGAGUGACUAUGCUGACAGCACACUUAGCAGAGGGCAGUCGAUGUGUGAUGACACGUCCUCGGAAUUGCAGAGAAUGGCCGCCAUUGAACGGAGAGAUGUCAACUCGCAGAAUUCCUUCCGUGGCCGAGGUGCUCUCUCCAGGAUAGUGAAUAUGGUGAUUAGUGUCAGAGAAUGGGCCCAGAAGAGCGUGGCCGAGGAGGCGGAGCGGCCCGAUUCUUUUCUGGAACGUUUCCGGGGCCCCGCCCACUUAGACAUACACGCCCCACCCAGCGGUUUUAGUCACAGCCACAACGGCUCUGAUGUAGACAGUGAAAUGAGACGCACCAAAAGAAGGAGGAACUGUAACAAUGUCAUCUUAUCGCCAUCGGAUGAUGUGUAUUACCACUGGCUGAUGGUGAUUGGUCCUGCUGUUUUUUAUAACUGGACCCUAUUAGUCGUCAGGGCCUGUUUUGACGAGCUGCAGAUGAGGAAUGUUUUGGUGUGGCUGGUCAUGGACUACAUCUGUGAUGGAGUCUACAUUCUCGACAUAGCUGUUCGUCUUCAUACAGGUUUCUUGGAGCAAGGACUGAUGGUGAAAGAUGGCCAGCGUUUGAGGGAAACCUAUAUCCGGACCUUCCAGAGUAAACUGGACAUCUGCUCCAUCCUUCCAACUGAUCUGUUAUAUUUGACUUAUGGACUCAGUCACGCUCCCCUUCUUCGAUUUAAUCGUUUGCUGCGCCUGCCACGGCUGUUUGAGUUCUUUGAACGUACAGAAACAAGAACAGGUUACCCGAAUACCUUCCGCAUCUGUAAACUCAUCGUAUACAUCCUGGUGAUCAUCCACUGGAAUGCCUGCGGAUAUUACAGUUUCUCCAAAGUCCUAGGACUGGGCUCAGACUCCUGGGUUUAUCCCAAUUCCUCUGAUCCAGAGUUUGCCUCCCUGACCAGAAGUUACAUAUACUGCCUGUACUGGUCCACUUUGACGCUGACGACCAUCGGCGAGACUCCACCUCCUGUGAGAGAUGAGGAGUAUCUCUUCCUCAUAUUUGAUUUUCUGGUAGGCGUUCUAAUUUUUGCCUCCAUUGUGGGGAAUGUUGGAGCCAUGAUUUCGAAUAUGAAUUCUACAAGAGCAGGCUUUCAGGCUCGUGUAGACUCUCUGAAACAUUACAUGCACUUCAGGCAUGUCAACAAGGUGCUGGAACAGCGUGUCAUUCGGUGGUUUGACUACCUCUGGACCAAUAAGAAGACUAUUGAUGAACAGGAAGUGCUCAGGAGCUUACCCAGUAAACUAAGAGCAGAGAUUGCAAUCAACGUUCACCUGGACACACUGAAGAAGGUGCGUAUUUUCCAGGACUGUGAGGCAGGCCUCUUGGUAGAGUUGGUGCUCAAACUUCAGCCACAGGUUUUCAGUCCCGGGGACUACAUCUGUAGAAAGGGAGAUGUGGGUAAGGAGAUGUAUAUCAUUAAAGAUGGCCGCCUUGCCGUGGUGGGGGAGGAUGGAGCCGCCCAGUUAGCUGUCCUCACAGCAGGCAGCUGCUUCGGAGAAAUCAGCAUCCUGAAUAUCAGCGGCAGCAAGAUGGGGAACCGACGUACAGCUAACAUCCGCAGUCUGGGAUACUCGGACCUUUUCUGCCUUUCCAAACAAGACCUGAUGGAUGCGCUGCAUGAGUUCCCUCACGCCAGGGCCCAACUGGAACAGAGGGGUCGGGAUAUCCUGCGGAAGGAGGGCCUCCUGGAAGAAGUCAGUGUGUCUGCCGGGGAGCAGCUGGAGGAGAAGGUGGAGAGGUUAGAAACCGGUGUGGAUCGACUACAGACAAGUUUGGCACGUCUGCAGAGUGAGUUCCACUCUGCUCAGCUCCGAACGAAGCAGCGAAUGACAACCCUCGAGCACAGCAUCGCCAUGGUAACCGCAGGCAGCGGUUUCCUGUCAGAUACAGACUGCAACGACAGCACCUCUGGUGGCAACGGAAUGCGGAGCCAAAUAAAUAUUCGGCUCUAAAAGGACCUACAACGUCUCGAUGGCCUAACAAGUUGAUGUAUUUGUUGCUCAAGAAAAUGAAACUGGCAGUCCUUUCCAAUAAUAUCAAUCAAUGUUGGAACAAUUGGUAAAUAACCAAUAGUCGUGGGAACGCCGCUUUUAAAUCAUCAUAAUUGAUACGCCGCCAUGGAUUGUACUAUACUAUACUAAGUGAGUGUAUUUAGUCAUAUUUUGUAUGUCGGGCGGAAUCCCAGCACAUCCAAAACCUUUCGGUAAAUGAGUUUCCAACCACCGCUUCAAGUUGAUAUUAUACCUUAUAUUGCUAUCAUGCACCGUUCGUGGCACAUUAAGACAACAGCACCCUGAAAUUAUGUUCAUCUAUUGUCACUAUCAAAACUUUUUUAGAAUCUAUUAUCCUAUAGAGAUUCCGUUGAGUACUUGAGUAUUG